GUGGCGACAUCUAGUGGGAAGUUAAAUUCUCUUUUGCACUUUUUCAUCUUCAUCAUCUUUUUUCAUCCAUCUUUUUAUCAUCUUUCCCAUCAUCUUGAUACUUUUCACCUUUUACACUGUUCGUUAUCACUUAAUCACUAAUGUUUUCACCUAUUCUCAGGGUAAACUGAGACAAUUUUAUCUUAUACCUUUUUUCGUACAACAAAGUUGAAAGAAACAAAAAAUAUAAAUAAAAGUCCAUUGGAUAUAAAAAAAUAUUUACUUUUGAAGAAAAAGGAAAAAAAUUUGUUCUAAAUAACUUGAAGUACUUUAAUCAUCUGAACCACGAACAUAAUUGAACCUUAAUGUUUGCGUUUUUAAUAUUUUAUUUUGUUUUGUUUGACAUUUCGUUUGUCUUUGCUUUCCUACCUUUCGUAGCCAAAACCCUGGACAUGCAGGGAAUCAGUUUAACGGAUAAUCUGAUUGACCCGUUAACUGGUUCACUUUCCGUCUCGAAAUCGCCCGAUUUAUUGAGAAUCGAGCAAGUUAUCAUCGAGGAUAAAUUAAAUAAGUUAACAUGUGACCAAAUGAAAGGUUUAUCCAAAGGACAAAUGCAAUUGUGUCACCUUUACAAAGAUCAUAUGUCACAUAUUGGCAAAGGUGCGAGAUUGGGAGUAACUGAAUGCCAAUGGCAAUUUAAGAAUAGCCGAUGGAAUUGUUCAUUCGAUGAAUCAUCUGCAUUUGGAUCAAUUCUUAAUAAAGCAUCUCGUGAAUCGGCUUUCGCUCAUGCGAUAUCGACAGCCGGAGUGGUUCAUUCAAUUGCUCGAGCUUGUAGAGAUGGACAAUUACCCAAUUGUGGCUGCUCCAAAGCGAACAGACCUAAAAAUCUGAAAAAAGAUUGGCUUUGGGGAGGAUGUGGUGACAAUAUCGACUAUGGAUACAAAUUUUCCGAGACAUUUAUUGACCUGAAAGAGAAAGAAAAAUCAAAUUUGAAGUCACUUAAGGACAAAGGUCGACGAUUAAUGAAUCUACAUAACAAUGAAGUCGGACGAAGGGCAGUUAUAAAGAAAACACGAGUUACCUGUAAAUGUCAUGGAGUCUCUGGUUCCUGUUCAUUGAUAACUUGUUGGCAACAAUUAUCUUCAUUCAGAGAGGUUGGCGAUUAUUUGAAAGAAAAGUAUGAGAAAUCAACGGAGGUAAAGAUCAAUAAACGAGGUAAACUUCAGGUUCGAAAUAAGCGGCAAAAGUUACCCACGGCGGAAGAUUUGGUUCAUGUCGAUGGUUCACCCGAUUUUUGUAUGGACAAAACUGGUACAUUGGGAACUCAGGGGCGAGUUUGUAAUAAAACUUCCCGUGGUUCCGAUGGAUGUGAAUCCAUGUGUUGUGGACGAGGUUAUGACACUCAUUCGGCGAUGGUCAGUGAAAGGUGUAGAUGUCGAUUCCAUUGGUGUUGUUAUGUCCAAUGUGAUACUUGUCAAAUUGAAAAGGAGAUUCAAACGUGUAAAUGAUGAAGAAAAGAAAAGAAAAUGAUUUAAUCUGAUCGCAAUUAAAUCAAUAAUAUCUCACAAUCACUUCACCCUAUGGCCUUUUUUACAUCUACGAACUAAUUAAUCAAGUCAUAGUCUCUUUUGUCGUCAUCUUAAUCUGGAUUUUCAUGUUUUCCCCAAAUCCAAUCAUCCAUAUUAUCACCAUCACCAUCGCCAUUGCCAUCGCCAUCAUCAUCUACAUUUUAUGUUUCAAUUAUCAUGAACGUUUGACUGCCAAUAUUAACGAUGAAAAAUAAUCAUUAACAAAUCUGAUGGAUUAAACUAAUCCAACACUUUUAAUACUUGUGUUUAGUAAGAUUUUCUUGACAAGAUUAACUUUCUUUCAUAAGGAAGUUUAUUAGUUUGAACAAACUUUAUUAUGUAACAAUAUAUUUCUCUGUGAGGAUAAAGUGACAUCUCUUAGCACAAAAAUUAACGAAAAGCCAAAAUAAUAAAAACAAAGAAGCUUAAAAAAGUU
This is a messenger RNA of Panonychus citri (citrus red mite), 1983 nucleotides long. RefSeq names its product protein Wnt-5b-like. The coding region runs from base 345 to 1487 and encodes 380 amino acids. Gene Ontology annotation, cellular component: extracellular region. NCBI's taxonomy places the organism in Eukaryota, Metazoa, Arthropoda, Arachnida, Trombidiformes, Tetranychidae. Gene Ontology annotation, molecular function: frizzled binding; cytokine activity. The transcript has 4 exons. Gene Ontology annotation, biological process: neuron differentiation; multicellular organism development; canonical Wnt signaling pathway. The record is from RefSeq and is a predicted model, not a curated record.